Messenger RNA from Papaver somniferum (opium poppy), 2145 nucleotides. RefSeq names its product E3 ubiquitin-protein ligase UPL5-like. The record is from RefSeq and is a predicted model, not a curated record. The coding region runs from base 1 to 2145 and encodes 714 amino acids. Gene Ontology annotation, biological process: protein polyubiquitination; positive regulation of protein catabolic process; proteasome-mediated ubiquitin-dependent protein catabolic process. Gene Ontology annotation, molecular function: ubiquitin-protein transferase activity. The transcript has a single exon. NCBI's taxonomy places the organism in Eukaryota, Viridiplantae, Streptophyta, Magnoliopsida, Ranunculales, Papaveraceae.
AUGGUUGCAAGGAUGAGAAGCACUCAGUAUCCUGACACAUGGAAAGAUGUUGACAGGUUAAUCUUAACGAUAGAGAGUCUGUGCAGAGAUGAACAACAUCAUGAUGGUGCAAAUGCGACCAUUGUUAUUGAUUCUGUGAAACACUUCAUUGAUAUGUCUUUGAGAUUCAAGACGAGAAAUGAUAAUGACGCUUAUGUUAGUCAUCAUAUUCAGAUAUUUGUGUGUGCAGGUGCAGCAGCAGCUCUGGUUAUGCUGUUUUUAUCACCUAUUAGAGAUAACAAAGAGUGUGCUGAAAAGGCAAUCCAACUCAUUUUAAACCCUCUUGCCGAUGAUGAAGUAAAAAUAGAAUUACGAACUCAUUUUGUUCCCAUCAUUUUAGAGUUUUGCAUAUUGCUUUUUAGUAAAACAUCUGCUGACAAUCCGCUUUAUAUUUCGUGCGGAAACACGCUUAGGAAAACCUUGGAGACUAUUCACGUUGAUAGGAGUAGAUGUUUUAAUUAUGCUCAAGGAAGAGUUGUAAUUCAGGGGUUGUCUCUGUUUGUGUCAGAGCUGGGACGUAAGGUCAUCAAGGGUUUAGAGUAUUCACCACAAUCUGCUGCAGCGUCAUUUUUAGGUGAUGUUAGUGAUUUUGUUGCAUUUUCGAAUCCCAUGUGUAACGCAAUCGAGGACGGGUUAGGCGGGAUGGAUCAUCUACCUCUUUGUUUGACUGACUUGCACUCAUGUUAUGUCAUGGAGCUCAGAACGCUUCAUCUCAUUUUCUUAGAAAUGCUUGGAAAAAUUGAUGAAUGCUUGAAGAAAAUGGAGAUUUCGGCUGGCGAAAUUAGAGGGAAAAUGGAUGAUAGUUUUCGGAGUGGGUGUGGUGGUCAAUAUCUUUCCAUAUUGAAGGCAUUGAAUAUUCUAUCUGAAAUUUAUGAAGGUGCUGAAGAAAAGGUUCAAUCUGUUCUGCGGACAAGGCAGGUUGCGCUAGACGCUCUUGUUACGAAUUCAAGCAGAAAUGAUGAUCAUCUUUGGAUUCUUGAGCAUAAGGAUUUGAUAUCUUUUGAAUGCAGGAGGCACUUAGCGAUGACGUUGUUUCCUGAGUUGAAAGAAGAUUAUACGCGUUUGUUUGAAAUGCUUAUCGACAGGGAUCAGUUAUUGGCAGAAUCAUUCAAGUAUGUAAGUAAAGCCGAUGUCAAAGAUUUGGUUGGUGGUAGACUUUUCAUGGAGUUUAAAAAUGAGAAAGCGACUGGUCACGGCGUCUUGCGGGAGUGGUUUUGCUUGGUCUGUCAAGCAAUAUGCAAUCCGCGAAACGGCCUAUUUCUGGCUUGCGCAGAAGACAACAGAAGGUGCUUUCCUAAUCCAGCAGCAUCUGAUGCCAACCCACUCCACCUUGAAUAUUUUCGCUUUGGUGGACGGGUAUUUGCAUUAUCGUUGGUGUACAAUGUGCAAAUUGGAAUCUUAUUUGAUCGCACAUUUUUCUUGCAAUUGGCCGGAGCGGCUGUUUCUCUGGAAGAUGCGCGAGAUGCUGAUCCCUUAUUCUAUUCGAGCUGCAAGAAAAUUCUGGAAAUGGAUACUGAUUUGAUAAAUUCCGAUGCUUUGAGUCUAACAUUUGUUACAGAAGUCGAAAAGCUAGGGUCUAGAAAACCCGUGGAGCUCUGCGCAGGAGGAAAUAGCAUUGCGGUGAAUAGCAAGAACCGAGAAGCGUAUGUAAAUCUCCUUAUACAACACCGUUUUGUGAAAUCGGUCACAGAUCAAGUAAAAGCGUUUUCCAGAGGUUUUUCUGAAAUGCUUUGUGAUGCAUCCCUGCUUCCUUUCUUUUUCCGGAGUUUAGAGCACGAAGAUCUUGAUCAAAUGCUGCAUGGAAGUGAUAGAGCUCUAUGCGUAGAGGACCGGAAGGCGCACACCAAGUAUAAUGGCUAUAAAUCAACUGAUAGCCAAAUCAUCUGGUUUUGGAAGGUACAUAUAUACUUCUAUAUAUUCUUCCAGUUUGCAACGAGUGCUGCAUAUUGUGUAGGUAACCGAAUUCUUUUCACUAAGCUCUGGAACAUGUUUAAUCCAAGUACUUACCGGUUAUGUCUUCCGAGUUAUAAAUCCAAGUCUAAAAUGCAGGAAUCUCUUCAAAUCAUCACACAAGAACAUUUGAGCUGCAGCUUUGGUUUACAAUGA